CUGAAUUUUUAGACUUAGGCCUCUGGCCUCCAACCAAAUAGGGCAUGUAUUUUCUUGAGAUAAAAUGCUGCAGAGAACAUAAACAGAGCAAAGUUGGAGGAGAGAGAAGACUGAUGAACGCCACCACGCCCACAAAAAUAGCCCAAACUCUCCCUUACUUCACCUCUCUAUUUCACCCUUCUUGAGGGGUGGAAAAGAUUAGAUUUUUGAACGUGUGGACAAGAAGUAGGAGGGGUUUUAGUGUGAAGAAAAUGGCUUGGAGUUUGGAGAAAAGUAAUGGGAAUGUGGAGACUAAGGUAGUUUCUGUGAGUCCUGCAACAGAAGAUUAUGCUGAAGAGACAAUUGAAGUUAUCAAAGCUGAGAAAGUUAUAACUGUGCCCACUGAUACACUAUAUGGUUUUGCUUGUGAUGCUUGUUCUGCAGAGGCAGUGAAUCGUAUUUAUGAGAUCAAAGGACGUGACUCAAGCAUCCUUGAGAAGUCAUUAAACCCUGGAUUAGAGAGCAUAGGGGUUCGAGUGCCUGACUAUAACUUCAUCAGGGCAGUUGCCCAUGGUUCUAGAAGUGCCCUUUCACUUACUAGUACAAACCUCAGUGGACAACCGAGUAUCAUAAACAUCAAAGAUUUUGAGAACCUUUGGGAGCAUUGUGCAUAUGUCUAUGAUGGCGGAAUUCUUCCAGCUGGGCGAGCAGGAUCAACAAUGGUGGAUCUUACCAAGUUGGGGAAGUACAAGAUUCUAAGACCUGGGAGUGCCAAAGAAGAGACGGUUGCUAUCCUUGAAAGACUCUCCCUACUGGAAGAUGGGACUGGAGAUUAGCAAGUUGUUGUUAAGUUGAAUCUGUUCAGCAGAAGAGGACUUUUUUUUGUAUUAUUUGAAAACAUCUUAAACAUCACAAAAGUGCAUAAACACACUCCUAGAACGGAAUACAUUUCCUGUAAUCAAUAUCUAACCAUAUGACGUUUAGUAGUUGGGUACUACCUCAGGCAUCCGUAACUUCAACCACCAAAUGGCCUUGUAACGCUUACAACAACAUGCCUUUAAAGAAAGUACAUCUGCAACCAAGAGCAGAUUAUGUA
This is a messenger RNA of Nicotiana tabacum (common tobacco), 1075 nucleotides long. RefSeq lists its product as uncharacterized. Gene Ontology annotation, molecular function: double-stranded RNA binding; tRNA binding; nucleotidyltransferase activity. Gene Ontology annotation, biological process: regulation of translational fidelity. Gene Ontology annotation, cellular component: cytoplasm. NCBI's taxonomy places the organism in Eukaryota, Viridiplantae, Streptophyta, Magnoliopsida, Solanales, Solanaceae. The record is from RefSeq and is a predicted model, not a curated record.